Molecule: messenger RNA, 8384 nt
Organism: Petromyzon marinus (sea lamprey)
Lineage: Eukaryota; Metazoa; Chordata; Hyperoartia; Petromyzontiformes; Petromyzontidae
Biological process (GO): establishment of mitotic spindle orientation
Cellular component (GO): centrosome; spindle pole; spindle microtubule
Molecular function (GO): microtubule binding
Source: RefSeq, a predicted model, not a curated record
AAGUGCGGCGAGCCAAUAAGGAGGCGGCGUUGAGGCAGUCGUUGGCGUUUGAAAAGUGGUUGGGGCCGAGUGGCGCGCGUACGGUGUUGCGCGUGCUUUAUUGUUUCAAAAUGGUUAACGGACGAAAAUCCGCAGCUCUUAUUAGUUGGGUGAACUGCAUGUGUGCAGAGAAAACGGAGAGCCUCUGGGAUCUCAAAGACCUGUCCACCUACCUGCACAUCAUACAGACCAUAAAGGCCAGUGUGGAUGUAAAACCGCUGCUGAAGAGUUCAGAAUAUGAAAAAGGAAAUUACAUAAGGGAAUUCUUGCAUCAGUUCUUCCAAAAGAAUGCUUGUCUCCAGACAGUGGAUUGGGAUGCACUAACAGUGGGUGAGCACGUGGAAUUGGAGCUGGCCAAGCUGACGGUGGCAUUCCUGUGCUGCGCUGUGGUGAGCACGGAGAUUCAAUCGCGCAUGAAGUUCCUGGACCCAGACACGCAGAUCCAGCUCCAUGAAAUUCUAAAGUUUGUGAUGGACAAUGAGGAGAGUCCUCAACUACAGGUCAACCUUGAGCUGCUGCUCAACGUGGGCUGUGUGGUGCGGUCUCCCGGCGUGUUCUCCAUUGCCACCGAGGAGACCAGCGGACGCUUCUCGUCUCCUCUCUCGUCGCUGCCCCUGGGCCACACUGCAGGGGUUCGCUUCCGGGACCUCCAAAGAAUCGCUUCCUCCAGCAUGAACAACUUGCUCAGCUCUCCGGGCUCCCCCUCAUCUCCCAUGCUGAGUUUCUUUGACCAGCCGGCUGUGGAGGUGCGCAGGCUGAAGCAGCAGCUUCGUCAGGAGUGGGAGCAGCAGGAGAAGCUGGAAGGCGAACUCUCCAGCAAGUCCCAGCUUCUCAAGCAAAGCGAGCAAGAGGUGGCAGAGCUCCGCGGACGAGUGGAGCGUCUGGUGCAGCUCACGCAGACGCGCCCUCCCUCGCCCCUCCCCAGCGAGCUGGCCGAGCUACACGAGAAAACACAGAGGUUGUCUGUGACUGUGAAACAAUGCCAGGAGUUGAAGAAGGAGAAUGAGUUGAUGGAAAAAAGACUGACUCAACUUGCCGAGGAGAACGGUGAGCUGUCUUCCAAGGUGCGCGAGAGCUGCACACACCUGGCGGAAUGUCGCUCGCUGUUUGAGGAAUCGAGCCGCAGUGCGGAGCAGAGGCACGCGGAAGCAGAGGUGCGCAUCCAUCGGCUCGAAGAGGCCCUGGGAGAGGCGCUCAACAGCAAGGCCUCGCUGGAGGAGACUGUGCGGAUCCUGCAGGGCAAGCUGGGAGCGCUGGCAGAGAAGGAAGCCUCUCUGAAGGAGCAGCGUAACCUGCCGCCCGGGGAGGUCAUGUCGGAGGUCCUACAGAUGGAAGAAUGGCACAUGUGUCAGAAGGCACGGGAGAGAGCUGACGUUGGGCUGCCACCUUUAGCCAAGGCACACACAAAUACAACGCACGGCCAUGACACUCCCACAUCUUCACGGGAGGAACAAUCUGCUGACUUUAAUAAUGUAUCGGACAAUGAUAGCAGCACACUCAUAGUGAAAGACAGGAAAUAUCUCAUGCCAAAUGAAUCCACAAUGGAGCUGGAAGGUUCCAUGGUUGAUCAAUACAAUGUCACAUUCAGGGAAGAAUUGGAUGGUCAUGAAAGUAAGCAAACCGGAGUCUCUCAAGACAAAUGUGUGGAGGCCACUCGGGCACGGUCCAGCGCCUUGAAACAAAAUUCGUUGGAAGGGAGCAGCACAUCGUCCCGCAGAGAGAUGGGUAUCGCGCGUGGCGUGCAGGAGAACUUUGAAUUUAAAAACAAUGGCCACAGGGACACUUUGGAGCAAGGAAGGACUUUAUUACAACAGGAAAGGGUGGCUUUAAGCAAAGAGAGGGACAUCCUCGAACGAGAGAGGGCUGCUUUGGAGAAAGAGCAAAUGGCUGUCAUAGCCAUGGGAGCGGGGAACAGGUCCAUUUUAAUGGGUCACAUGUUGACAACAGAAGCCUCAAUCGCGCAGCAAAGAGCCAUAUUAGAUCAGGAGAAAAAUAAAUUAAAUCUUGAAAAAGCUGCUUUGAAAGCAAUGGAGGAUGAAAUUAAUAUUAAUUUAAGGCAACAAAAGUCGAGACUGGACCAGGAAAAACGCAAGCUAGAGCAGGACAUGAUUAUUCUCAAACAAAAAUGGAAUUGCGUAGAGCAAGAGCAGGACAACUUGGUGAAAGAGAGGGCAAUUGAAGACCAAAGCAAGGCCAGCUUUACCAAAGAAAUUAUUUAUUUAAAAGCAUCACUAGAGGAAGAAACAUCAGGUAUGAAGGCAAGGGUGGAGCAAGAAAGGGUCCUGUUGGAGAAUGAAAGAGAAAAAAUAAUCCAAAGUAUAACCGCAAAUCAAAAUGAUACUGCUUCACUCCAGCGGGAGAGAAUUGCGAUGCAGCAAGAGGUGGAUGUCCGAGAACAAGCAAGGUCUGCGCUUAUCUGCGUUGUUGCUGCCUUGGAAAAAAUAGAGGUUAUGCCUGGCAAUGAAAAGGGCAGCGUAAUCUGUGCCCUGGAGGAAGGGAUGACCACUUUAAAAGCCAUUCUAGGGCUGGACAAAGGUAUUGCAUGCGAAGGAACUCACAUCGACAUGGCUGACAAUGGCAUUGUAGCACAAGCAGUUCUGCAACAACAGAGGACAGAACCUGCACAAGAUAAUUAUUUUAUAUCUGUUGGGAAGCACGGUAUGGGGCAUCGUGAAAGGGACACACUAUGCCAAGAAAAAGACAAAACAAAUAUAGAGGAGACCACUUGGGAUGGAGAGCGGUCUUUGUCUCAGAGGGAAAGUCUGGUGUCGCUGGAUCAAUCAAACGAUGUCUUGGAUAGAGACCAGGCUGACUUGGAGACAGUGAGAGAUGUGUUGUUGAAAGCUGAUACAAAAAUGGCCGUGCUCGCACCAAUGCAAGAAUCUGCUGCAGUGAAAGACUUUAUGGAAGAGGAUUGUUCCCCACUUGAUCAAGAGGAUUCCGACGCCACUGUACGAAAUCAAAAGGCAUUCACCCCAGCAGAGACUGUCCGCCUCGUUCAAGCCAACUUGGACCAUGAGCAAAUCGUAUUCAGAGAUUCCCUUCAACAUGAGGUGGCCGUGCUGGAGCAGAAACGAACCACCCUGACGGCAUCGCUGGAGCAGGAGAGAAACAGACUGUGUGAGCUGGAGCAGGCAAGCAUGAGCGUGCGUAUGGAAGCGGACAGCUUAAAAGCAGCACUGCAGCUCGAGGAGAUUGUGUUCCGAGCCACUCUGAAUGAAGAAAGGACUGUGUUGGAAGAAAUGAAAUUCAAAGUACAAGAUAAUACAUUAUUACAAGAUCAGGAGAAAGUGAAGUUGCAGCGAGAUAGGGAUUUAUUGGAAGAUGAGAAGGUUUCUAUUGAGCGAGAGAGAGUCGCGCUGGAUAAAAUGAAAGCAACUUUAGAGGAGAUGAAAGCCAUCUGGGAACGAGAAAGAGUCGUUUUAGUGGCUCCAUUAGAACAAGAGAGAGUCACCCUGAAACGAGAGCUUGCAGCUCUGCACCAGGAGAGAGCCAAAUGGACCACAGAGAGCGAACGUUUGGUGCAAGAGCAGGCUUUGUUAGAACAGCAGAGGGUAGCGUUACAGCAAGAAAGAGAGUCCUUAGAUCAGCACAGAGGCAACCUCAAGGUUAAGUCCGAGCAAGAGCGGGCCGCUCAAAGUGAAACGAUGUAUAAAGUGGAGCAAGAGAAUGCCUGUUUGCGCACUGAGCAGAAAACGCUCAUACAUGACAUGGCUGAACUCAGGACGACCGUGGAUGAGGAAGAGAUGAGUUGGGCACGAAAGAGAGUUGCGCUUGAUAAAGAGAAGGCCGAGAACGAGCGAGUCAAGUCGAACUUGGAUAGAGAAAUGGCUGUGAUAAAAAAACAGAAGAGUUUGCUUGAUCAAUCGAUGGCAAAAUUUGCCUUGGAGAGAACUGAUUUUUUGCAUCAAAAGGCGAUGAUUGAAAAUAAAAGCAAUUUGAAGACUUUAAUAGAGACUGAUUGUAUAGUGUUAGAACAAGAGAAAACUGGGCCCAAACAAGUAAAGGGACUUUUAGAUUUAGAGAGUGCUACCGCAAAGCAGGAACGUGAUGUCUGCAAAGCAAAACAGGCGAGCAAUACGUUAACGCAAAGACGAGCGGCUGAGGCGCUUUCAAGCAGCGUAGAACGUCAUAGCGUUGUAUUGGAGCAAGAAAUGUAUGACGCAGUGCCAGCUAAACCGCGGCAAGCUGCCACGCAGCAUCACGAGACGGAGGACACAGCUCCCCCAGGGAAGGUGAAUGCUGCUCUGAAAGCUCUGCAGGAUCUAGAAACCGACACGGAAAUUCAGGAAAUGUCCAGCCCAGGAGCCACCGAGGAUCGCAAGACUGCUAGGUCAGAGAUAAGAAGGGAAAACGUUAACUCCUCUUUCGAUCAAGAGAAGGGACAUCUGGAAUUGGAGAAGAACGCUUUGGAGAAAGGAAAAGAAAACUUCAGGGAAGAUGACAUUAUGGCAGCUACAAUGGAGGAAAACUUGGACACCACGAUGCAGUAUGAGGUUUCAACUGACGUGGCCCGUUCAGACAUUGUUACUGAGACAGGCAUGGCUCCAAGUAAUACAAUUUUCACAAAAGAAGAAUGUGCCACCCUGCAAGCUAACGUGAGUGAAAUUGAAGAUCAUUUUAAUACAGGGGUGGAAAAUACAAGGAUUUUGUCAAAAGAAAAUCUGGAACAAACUCCAAGUGAAGACGGAAGACGUCACAGCAUGGUCACACGCUCGGCGCGCAAGAGAAGUUCACGGUACUCCCAGGAAACCCUCUACUUCACACCGUUGCAGACGAGGCCUUCCCUUGUGGGAGGGCAGGCUCCGGCUCUGGACUGGAGCCUCAACUCCCUCGAGGAUCUCGUCAUCGACUCGGCCAAGAAGAAGCCGCGCACGUCGUCCACACGGCGCCGCACCAUGCAUGUCAUCGACAUCACGCUUAACAAGAAGGUGGAGUCGUGUCGGCGUGACAGCGUGUCAAGCAGUGCGUCCACGAUGCGCAGCAGCACCACCACAGCCUACGAGCUGCGCUCCCAUGGGGACAGACCCACACCCGUGCAGUCUUCCAACUGGUCGCUGGGAUUCCCAGCAUCCUCCGCUUCGUUUGUGACGCUCGACACCUUCACUUCCCAGAAUUCCCUGCAGCUUGAGGACAUGAGGUCUGGGCGCUUGUCCGACGCCAGCCUGCGGAGCCUCCCUGGCUACCGGCCCCUCGGUCCACACGGAACCGAUGGCCGCAACCUGGAGCAGUUGCAGGCCCCGCCAACGACGCGGCGUCGCAAGGGAAAUGCAUCGUAUUACAUGAGCUGCGUAGACGAGCCAGACCCAGAAGCCGAAUGGGAUGAACUUGAGCGCCAGGGACUUGGCGCGCACGCUCUGCCUCGGCGGCAGCCCAGAGCAGCACUGGGGACUAGCGCUUGCUACACGGAGGGUUUGCAGGAAAACCAGCCACCGGUCAAUUGCAAGGUGGACUUUUCUGAGAAAAGCGACACCAGAAACGACCAUUUGCUACGUCAGGAAGAAUUGGGAAAGCGCAACCAAGCAACCCUGCCUCACCUGCGAUCCUGCUACCCACUGAAAGUGGAGACAUUCAUGCCGGGUGAGGAUCUGUGCACGGCAAAACCAGAAAUGACAGCACGCCGCAUGUUCCUCCGCCCCGCGCUCGCCGACGCAAAUGCGGACAUGCGAAAACGGAAAUCUGGGAUCGGCCACAACACAGAAUGCUCACCGGAGAGUAAGAAGUCGGCCACCAUGUGCUUUGUGGUACCGGCCACCCCCCGCGAGAGGCCGCCGCCCCGGGCGUCGCCGCGUCGAGAUGACCAUCCCCAGCGUUCCUGGCCGAUCAUCCGUCGCCUUCGCCAAUCCAUGUCGCGUAAGAAAUCUCCUUCCAGCAAGGCAUCUAAACCUUGAACCUAAACUACAUGUUACGAUCAUCAGCACAGAUAUGAGAAGAUGACGGUGGUGAAAGUGACAGAAGGAUGCCAUUCCUUGUUAUCGGUGCACUGUACCUUGUACAUUCUUGAUUACGAGCUGUAAUUCUUUGUGUAGAUAUUUUGUUGGCUUCCAUCAGAAGAUUAUUUGGGGGUUUUUUUUACGAUGGUUCCUUGUAAUCUCACCGCUGCCCUGCGUUGUCCCUUCACGACAGUGCCAUGCACUUUUAAAAACCCUGCUUGAGCAAGGGUUUUUAAAAGUUAGCUCCAAGCUAUGCAGGUCCUUCACGCUUGUCGCACUGCGUGUAAAUAUUCGUGAGCACGUUUAAAAUUAAUUCUGAUUCCUGUUUCUCCUCGUAAUACAUUUUCCUGUAAAUACCAAACAGUGACGUAAAAAACAAGUGUGGGGAGCGUGCCUUCUUGUAUGCUGGCCCCAAGCCUUGGAAUUCACUUCCCAGCAAACUGGCUUUUAAGUUUAACACGUAGGCUUUCACGACCAAUAUCAUCCAUAAUAGAGGUUUUUGGGUUAGAUCGCGUAAACAUAUAUGUGUUUUAUUUAAAGCUUUUGUGACUGCAGGGAUUCAUGUUCUUGGUUCUUUCGGUCAAGUCGUUAAACCCGCCACCACCCGACAUAGCCAACUAGUCAGGGUUGUCAUGUAAACAGAACAUGCCAAUUCGUCACUAGUACAGCACACCGGUGUAUUGGAGAGCGAAGCCACAACAUUUACAAACCAAGUAUGACGUUUCGCCAGUAAUUACAACUAGCUUCAUUAGGCGACAGCCAGAUGUAGCUGUCGCCUGAUAAGCCCUGAAUGAAACUUUAUAACACUCUCAUGUAGGUGCACCUGAGAGUUAUUGCUAAGAUAUAUUCCAAGUCCUUUGCAUAAAGAGGAGCGGUAUAGUUAUUUAACAAAAGAAUGAAAUCAUAUCAAUGUAAAAUGUCAAAUCUGCAUGACACCAGCUAAUGUAUCCAAAUUGCACGGAGGCAUUAAUGUAUUUAUAGCUUUUGGCAUUAUUGUACAGGUAUUCCUUGCGUAAUGCACCCCCCCAUAGCGAAAAUUCGCAGUUACGUGAUUCGUCUUUUAACUUCACACUUACGCUCUGCAUUGCACAGUUUACGCGCUCAAGAAACAAAAAAACAUUGUAACAAUUAAUUGUGAAAAAGAAAAAUGUUUUUUCAAUUAUAGAGAUUCAAAAUAGUAAUCUUUUCCAUCCUAGUUAUCUUAUUGUUAAACUCCUUGUUAAGUAAUCUUUGUAAUAUUAAUAUUAUUAAAUAUUACAUUUAUACAUGGUUUCUUUUGUAAAUCCAGGGCUAAAAUACUUCAAUUAAAUUAUACUUAAGUUUUCUUCGGUAAUGCACUCCCGCUUAUAACAUGUAUGUCUAUGGGAAAAUCGGCUUCGUACAGCACAAUUCGACUUGCGCGCUGUUUUUCAGGAACGCUUGUUACACGUUACGCGAGGGACGCCUGUAUUUGCAUGUUUGUGCUUCUGACAGUCAUUCCACUCUACUUCUAACCUAAAAAUAUACUCCUUUAUCACUUUUCACAAUACGUAUAAUAAACGUGAUUAUUAAAACUGAAUUAUUUAAAACAAAAAGCUUUUCGGGGAACUCGCCAAAAGAUGUGUAAUGUUGGAACAACUGGCAAGGGGAUGUGGAGGCAUUACUGCUGGACUGCAGGGACACCGUGGCGCUGUCAGGGAUGGGUGGCGACGCAGCCUCCCCGGGGUGCUUCUCGUUGUACGAUUUCACGGCGCGUGGCCGGAGUGAAAUUGCAUUAACAUGGCCAUUUCGUGGAUCGAAAAGUGUCCGUAAUUUUUCUGCGUUCACGCGAAAUGUCAGGAAGGGAACGUUGGUGAAUCGGAGAGAUACCUGUGCUUGGCUGCUAGUCCACAAUUUGUCUUUCACCCAGACGCCCCUCCAAGCCACUUGACCAUUUCCAUAUUUGCCCCCUCCUCCCAAGCCAUUCUUUCCUUUCAUAUCAGCGGCAUUCACUGCAAUAGCAAAACUUUUACAGACGUAUGUCUGUUUGACCAAGUUGUUAAGUGUCAUUUUCAAAUGUAACAUUGUAACCUUCAGAUGUGUCAUGCUGUUAAUGUUAAAAUUAUAAUUUGUAAAUGAUUUAGAUACAGGAGUUAGCACGCUUUGCUUCUUCCGAUCUAGUGUGCAAUGCAUAGAGGUAUCCAAGAGAUAAACGACACUUUUAGGUGCUUCUCACAGCAUCGAGGCAAAUCGACCUCAAACGAAUAAGUUCCCACAUUCUUCUCACAUUAAUAUCAAGCGUUUUUUUUUCAUGUUGGUGCAAGAUUAACUUGUUGCUGUCCAACAGCGUGUUUUUAUACUGUAGCGUAUGGGUAUAAUUUUGGUUAUAAUUUCCAAAAUAAAAGUUUGCAUGCUUUUGUGGUGGGAAAUAAAUACAACACUAGGAAAUAUGUA